AUUCUUUUCUUCAUUUCCCCUCGUCUCUACGUGGAUUGAGUGGCCUAGACGCAUUCACCAGAAAUUACAGGAAAUAUUGCCAUAUAAUUCAACCCAUUUUUCCUUGGAAAUCAAUGUAUAUACUCCAAGCCACAAGAACCCCAUUUUGCCUUUCAAUUCCUGACUUGAAAUUCAUUCAUGGCUCUCCCUCUCUGCCAUCUCCAACCCCUCUCUGCAUUUCCCCUCCAACCAAGAAAAUUCCCCCCAAAAGCCUGUUACUUGAAUCCCCACUUCAAUCAAGAGAAGGCCCAAAUUCAGUUCUUGGCUUUCAGUAAAAGAUUCCAUUACAUUUCUCCCGUAAAGUCGGCUUCUGUAAACGGGUACCCAUUAAAUAAAGAGGAUGAUAAUUCUUUUGCAGACAGUGAUAAAGUUGAGUUGAGUGAGAAGUUGAAGAAAUGGGUUCAGCUUGUGAAAGAAAUCUUGCCUGGUGGAGAGUGGUGGAAGCUCUCUACUGAGGAAGUUGAAGAUGUAAUUCCGGCGAAGCCCGUCACUGUUUGGCGGGCCCUCAAGAAAAUGUGGGAGUUGAUAAGCCAGGAUCGAUGGGUUAUAUUUACUGCUUUUGUUGCGCUCAUUGUGACGGCACUUUCAGAGAUAUCGAUUCCACAUUAUCUGACUGCAUCAAUCUUUUCUGCCAAAAGUAGUACGAUUGCUCUGUUCCAUCAGAAUGUGCGUCUCUUGGUUCUGUUGUGCAUCACUGCAGGAAUAUGCAGUGGUGUGCGCGGUUGCUUGUUUGGGAUUGCAAAUAUGAUCCUGGUCAAGCGACUGAGGGAAAGAUUAUACUCUACUCUGCUUCUUCAGGACAUAUCCUUUUUUGACUCUGAAACAGUUGGAGGUUUAACAAGUAGGCUUGGUUCAGAUUGUCAGCAAGUCUCACGUGUGAUAGGAAAUGACCUAAAUCUGAUAUUGCGCAAUGUUCUUCAGGGCUCAGGUGCUUUGAUUUACUUGCUGAUUUUGUCAUUGCCACUUGGACUAUGUGUAUUAGCGAUUUGCAUCUCUCUCUCAACCAUGAUGCUGAUAUAUGGCCAGUAUCAAAAGAAAUCUGCAAAGUUGAUUCAAGAGUUCACAGCUUCUGCUAAUGACGUUGCACAAGAGACACUCUCUUUGAUGAGAACUGUUCGAGUAUACGGGACAGAGAAACAAGAACUAGGAAGGUAUAAGCAAUGGCUGGACAAAUUAGCUGGCAUAAGCUUGCGACAAAGUGCUGCUUAUGGGUUUUGGAACUUCGGCUUCAACACUCUUUAUCACUCAACACAGGUUAUUGCUGUGCUGAUAGGAGGAAUGUCUAUUCUGAGUGGUCAUAUUACGGCGGAGCAGCUUACAAAGUUCAUUUUAUACAGCGAAUGGCUAAUCUAUUCCACAUGGUGGGUUGGGGAUAAUUUAUCAUCAUUGAUGCAGUCUAUUGGAGCAAGUGAAAAAGUUUUUAACCUGAUAGAUCUUUCAGCCAGUGAUCAGUUUACCGUAAAAGGAUUAAAGUUGCAAAAGUUAAUGGGACGAAUUGAAUUUGAUGACGUCUCCUUCCACUACCCUUCCAGAAAGGAGGUGCCUGUACUGCAACAUUUCAACUUAAAAGUGCCUCCUGGGGAAGUAGUUGCCAUUGUUGGCCUUAGUGGUAGUGGGAAGAGCACGGUAGUGAACCUUUUGCUCCGUCUUUAUGAGCCCACAAAUGGCGAGAUACUGAUUGACGGCUAUCCAAUGAAAGAAUUGAAUGUUAGGUGGUUGAGAGAAAGGAUUGGAUACGUGGGACAGGAGCCACGACUCUUCCGCAUGGAUAUCAGCUCAAAUAUAAAAUACGGGUGUCCUCGAGACAUUAGUCAGCAGGAUGUGGAAUGGGCCGCAAAACAGGCCUUUGCACAUGAUUUCAUAUCAUCCCUGCCUAAUGGCUACCAAACACUAGUUGAUGAUGAUUUGCUCAGUGGAGGGCAAAAGCAGCGGAUUGCUAUUGCUCGGGCCAUUCUUAGAGACCCCAGCAUUUUGAUCCUUGAUGAAGCCACUAGUGCUCUAGAUGCAGAGAGCGAACACAAUGUUAAGGGUGUUCUUCGUGCUGUGCAAAGCGAUUUACAAGCCAGGAGGACGGUUAUUGUAAUUGCACAUAGGCUUUCAACAAUCCAAACUGCAGAUAGAAUAAUAGUAAUGGAUGGUGGUAAAAUUGUCGAGAUGGGCAACCACACGGAGCUCCUAAGGAAAGAUGGGCUAUAUGCACGUCUGAUCAGGCGACAGGCUGAUGCAGUUGCCUGAUCCCGUAGCCGCUUUCUAUUUCUUAAAGAACAGACACAUGUAUCAACCCCCUAUACGUCUUAUAACUGAACAACAGAUGAAAAUUUCAAAUGAGCAAGCCGGCAUUAGGAAAUCAACCCAAAGCCAGCUUAACCUUUUUGACAUGAGGAUAGCAGCUUCAUACAGAUUCCAGUCUCAAACUUAGUUCCCAGAUUCUUGAUAAGAAGAGCGAAUGUUGAAAUAGGAGAUAAUACUACACAUGUAAGUUCCUUCUUGGGGGCCUUUAACAUACAGGGCAGUUUCUGCAACGGCUUUCUGGAAAACAGAAGGCAAAUCUGCAGGUGCUCAUCAUUGUACUUUUGUAUUUUGUAUGAUAAGAUGUCAAAAUUCAGUACAUUUUUAUGAUUCCUUGCUCUUACACAUUAA
Molecule: messenger RNA, 2679 nt
Organism: Sesamum indicum (sesame)
Lineage: Eukaryota; Viridiplantae; Streptophyta; Magnoliopsida; Lamiales; Pedaliaceae
Gene: ABCB26
Product: transporter associated with antigen processing protein 1
Biological process (GO): transmembrane transport
Cellular component (GO): membrane
Molecular function (GO): ATP binding; ATP hydrolysis activity; ABC-type oligopeptide transporter activity
Source: RefSeq, a predicted model, not a curated record